This is a messenger RNA of Linum trigynum, 3901 nucleotides long. The record is from the annotation of a GenBank genome assembly. NCBI's taxonomy places the organism in Eukaryota, Viridiplantae, Streptophyta, Magnoliopsida, Malpighiales, Linaceae.
ACACUCCGUAUAAAACAAACUCGUAAGACAAACACGAGAUACUCAUAUGACCGGCUCCAUUGUUAUUACGUACUCCCGCCAAGUCCUUAUCUAUAAUAGCCUAGCUAGAUAUGGAUGGCUCGAAAAAAGUUGAUAGGACAAGUUGCAUGACAAAGACCAAAAAAAAGAGAGUACAAAACGUAACGGGAAUCUGUUUAUCCUUUGGAGUAAAGGGUUGGCAUGCUGCAUCACCCAAAAGCAACACAUGUUGUUAAUUUCACGUAAACACAUCAAAUAAGAAUUAUCCAUUUCCUGUCUUUUUUCCUCACUGUUCAUUAUGUCCCUAGCUCCAACUUGCAUAUCCAAAGAAGCUUUUCCCCUCAAAAAGCCUACUUGUUAUUGUCAUAAAAAAACUAACUCAACAGUCCUUUUAGGCACUGUUUGUUAAGUUCGUAGUGUCCGAAACACCUGUAAAAACUCGGCUUUUGAAAAACCGAAAAGCGCUUUUGUAUGACAUAAAAGCAGAAGUUUCGAUUUGGAGCUUCUGCGAAAAGCUGUUUUGAAAAUACAAGAUUAUCCUUAUCAUAUUAUAAUUAUAUUUCAGAAAAUAUAAUUUUCCUUCAUUUAUAUCAUUUUAAAAAUAAAAUAAAUUAUAAAAUCAUAUUAUUUAAUGUAAAAGAAAUCUAACAAAAUCCAUUUUGACUACUUUUUAUUGUUUAGAAUUUUUAUUCAUAUUUUAUAUUAUAAGUCCUUUAUAGUCAUUUUACACAACCUCUUAUAUUAAAAAAAACACUUCUAAUAGUUUUACAGCCAAACACUCAACUACUUUUAAAAAAAAAUACUUAUCUAAAAUCUCCAGUCAGAAGCUGCUUCUGCAAAAGCUACCGCAGGGCCAAACUAAGCUAUAAUCUCGUCAUAUUAUUAAGUUAUAUCACCAAUUUUGGGGCCGUAGCCUCCGGCCCAUCACAAUGGGCCAUCAGUGAAAGAGAAUAUUUGGUGCCAUAGUUUUCGGCCCAACAAAAGCGAAUGAAAUGGAUAAAGAUUAACGAAGUAGAUUCCAGAUGGCAGAGAUCAAAUGGAUAAGGAUAUACCAACUCCAAAAAUUAAUAUAAAUAUAUAAAAUCAUUUCCAGUUGGACUCGGUGGGUUAACUUGCAAUCCACUGCCCGGGAGCCACGGCAUCAGCAGCGAGUCCCCGUUGACGUGAAAGCCAGCCCAAAACCAACUCCCCGGCCCAUGGGCCCCACAAAUAAAAAGAGAAGCCUCUAACUCACGCGCCGAUUUCUUGCGGUAGGCGUGAAAGCCUCCACCAAAAGCCCAAAACCCGCCACUCCACGCGCCGCUUUUCUGCGCUGCGCAUCUCUUUCUUGAUUAACACAAAAUGACAAAUAUAUAUAAGCAUUGAUGAUAAUUCCUCAACUUCUUCUUCCAUUUCCAACCAGCUCCUCCGGUCGCCACAUUUCCCCCAAACACUCCCCCUUUCGCUCUGCGUCCUCAGCCGUCGCCGAUCACUUCCUUUCCUUUUCUCCGCUCGUCGGCGUCGGCGUCGUCAUCAUUAUCAUCGAUCAGCAAUCGGAUGAAGUGAUGGGGGAUUCGAAGAAGCUCUCUCCGAUGGCUGCGGCUACUACUUCUACUGCUGCUGCUACUACUACUGCAUCUUCCCGCCGUUCUUCUUGUAAUUACUACUUGCUAUGCUGCUUCGUUGCGGCGGCCGCGGCAGUUUGCUUGAUCACACCGGCUCUGACCACCGGCGUCGACGCGAAUUCGCUCGACGCUAACGUCACCGCGAAGCUGUCCGUCGACGCUUCCGCCCGCCGGCCUAUUCCCAGCACUCUCUUCGGGAUUUUCUUUGAGGAGAUUAAUCAUGCUGGAGCUGGUGGGUUAUGGGCAGAACUUGUGAGCAACAGAGGAUUUGAGGCUGGGGGUCCUAACACUCCGUCGAAUAUAGAUCCGUGGUUGGUGAUUGGUGAUGCAUCGUCUGUAGUUUUAUCUACCGACCGGUCAUCUCCCUUCGAUCGAAAUAAGGUUGCUCUUCGAAUGGAUGUACUCUGUGACGUGAAGAGUUGUCCAUCUGGAGGAGUUGGGGUGUACAACCCUGGAUUCUGGGGCAUGAAUAUAGAAGAGGGAAAGAAAUACAAACUGGUUCUUUAUGUUCGCUCAUUGGAUUCUGUUGAUGUGACUGUAUCAUUGACGGGAUCAAAUGGAGCACGGACAUUGGCUACUACCAACAUCAAAGGGUCUGCUUCAGAUGUUUCAGACUGGACAAAGGUGGAGGCCCUGCUGGAAGCCAAGGACACUGAUCACGGUGCAAGACUUGAAUUAAGAACUUCCAAAAAGGGGGUGAUUUGGUUUGACCAAGUGUCAUUGAUGCCUGAAGAUACCUACAAGGGCCAUGGUUUUCGGUCGGAGCUUGUUGAAAUGCUAAAAGAGAUAAAACCUCGAUUUAUCAGAUUCCCAGGCGGUUGUUUUGUGGAAGGCGAAUGGUUAAGGAAUGCAUUUCGCUGGAAAGAAUCAGUUGGUCCAUGGGAGGAGAGACCUGGUCACUUUGGUGAUGUUUGGAUGUAUUGGACUGAUGAUGGACUCGGUCACUAUGAGUUUUUUCAACUAGCUGAAGAUCUGGAUACAGUGCCCAUAUGGGUGUUUAAUAAUGGUAUUAGCCACCAAGAUCAAGUUGAUACUUCAAGCGUCUUACCUUUUGUGCAAGAAGCCCUUGAUGGUAUAGAGUUUGCUAGAGGUGAUGCCAGUUCUAAAUGGGGAUCUCUGCGAGCUUCCAUGGGACACCCUGAACCAUUUAAAUUGAAAUAUGUUGCCGUUGGGAAUGAGGAUUGUGGAAAGAGGAACUACCGAGGAAAUUACCUCAAGUUCUAUGAAGCUAUAAAACGGGUGUAUCCUGACAUCCAGAUUAUCUCAAACUGUGAUGGCUCUUCUCGUCCGUUGGACCAUCCAGCCGAUUAUUAUGAUUUUCAUGUCUAUACAUCUGCUAGCAAUCUGUUUUCUAUGUCUCACCAAUUCGACCGUACAUCACGCAGCGGUCCAAAGGCUUUUGUGAGUGAAUAUGCGGUGACUGGAAAAGAUGCCGGCACAGGAAGUCUCUUAGCUGCACUUGGUGAAGCUGCAUUCCUCAUUGGUGUGGAGAAAAACAGUGAUAUCGUUGAGAUGGCUAGCUAUGCACCUCUUUUUGUGAAUACUAACGACAGACGGUGGAACCCGGAUGCAAUCGUUUUCAAUGCUUCGAUGGCAUACGGAACUCCUAGCUACUGGAUGCAGCGUUUCUUUGCAGAGUCGAGUGGGGGAUCCCUAGUCAAUUCUACACUUCAAACAAGUUCCUCCAGUUCCCUUGUUGCAUCUGCAAUUACUUAUCAAGACAAGGACCAGAACACUUACCUGAGAAUAAAGGUUGUCAACUUCGCGAGCAGCAAGGUGAAUCUCAAGAUCUCGGUGAGCGGAUUGGGGGCCAACACAGUGGGGUUAUCAGGAUCUACAAAGACCGAACUCACAUCUGCGAAUGUAAUGGAUGAGAACUCCUUCCAGCAACCAAAUAAGGUGGCACCGGCUCAAAGUAUGCUGCAGAACGCUGGAAAGGACAUGGAUGUGCUGAUCUCUCCCAAUUCCUUAACCUCAUUUGAUUUAUUAAUCGAAUCGAAUUCGAUCCGGACCCGAAAAUCCGGUCCAUUGGUAUCCAUCAUGUAAAUUAACCCCAUACACCCAUACAACACAACCCAAACCUUAUACCGAUUACCAAUUUUAUAAACCAAUCCAUGAAUUCACUCUUGUAGUACUUGCCAUUUCAUUGUACACCAUGAUUACGCUGUCGAAUAAAACGAUUGCAUAUCUAGCUUCUACACUUUGAAAGGAUGAACAUGUUUGAGAUGAGAAAUCACAUUGCAAUACUGGUAAAAAACAAGUAAACUGAACACAAGACU